Messenger RNA from Austrofundulus limnaeus, 4595 nucleotides. It is a transcript of the gene grm8a, whose product is annotated as glutamate receptor, metabotropic 8a. Gene Ontology annotation, molecular function: G protein-coupled receptor activity. The transcript has 14 exons. The record is from RefSeq and is a predicted model, not a curated record. Lineage: Eukaryota; Metazoa; Chordata; Actinopteri; Cyprinodontiformes; Rivulidae. Gene Ontology annotation, cellular component: membrane. Gene Ontology annotation, biological process: G protein-coupled receptor signaling pathway. The coding region runs from base 1245 to 3962 and encodes 905 amino acids.
CAGCAGAUGGGACGCGCUUCAUUUCUUUAAUUCUCCACUGAGCGCCGGUGUUACAAGAAGGGGGCCAGAGUGGAAAAUGGAUUUAAGUUCAGCCAAUUAAGAGUGCGGCGCAACGCCUUUGUGAGCAUUUUUAUUUUAUUUUUUCAUUUUUAUUCAUGUAGGGAGAGGGGAUGACUUAUUAAUGUGUUCAAUAACCCCCCCCCCCCUUUCCUUCAUCUUUCUGUGGAAACCAAACAACAAUCUAUCGAUUAAUCGGUGAUAAACUUGAUUGAACGCUCUUGGACUCGCGCGCAACACAGAGCGCUGUCCCUUUCAGCACCGACACCCCCAGCUCGACACCCCCCCUCCCAAAAGGAACGGAGCUGAGAGGGGGGGCUCGAGUCGAGGCGUGUGCGCGCGCGGAGCAGCAGACUUGGAAGGAGGGGGGAAAAGGGGGGGGCUUUAUGCGCAAAGUGCGUUGAGCUUAAAGAGGACUAUGGAUCAAAAUCAGGUGGGUUUCACUAACAUUAUUGAUCUGCGCGUGUAUGAUAAAUUCCUCUGCUCUGUCCCCCUCCCCUCCUCCCCSCUCCCUUCAUUCUUAGUCAUCAGCGCAGACAGCCUCCCUCUAUUGUCUCCUUAAACAAGCGCGGAGUUCAUAGUUGCGUUUUUUUCUUCUCCUUGCGCGUAAAAUCCUCCCUGCUGGUCACGACUGAGCACUUUUUUUUUUUUGUUAAAAUCUUCAGCUGAAGGAAUUGUCUUCUUAUUAUUUUAUUUUGCGAGGAGUGGAAAGAAAAUCACUCAGGAGGACUGGUAUUUCUUUUUCUUCUUCUUUUUUUUAUUUGAGGUGUGAAACUGCUGAGCUCCGCAAGGAAGUUGCCUGAGGCGGACAGGGAGCUGAAGAUGCUGGAGCUGCUUCUUUCUCCACACUGUGGGAGGAAUUUAAUUUCCUGAUUUCUGAUGUAUCUUUAAGUCCCUUCUCUAAUAACCUCUCCACAUUCCUCUGGUGAUGGGGUUUUGCCAGUCUGUGCACUAGUUGGUGGGCUCUUCAAAAGAUGUGACUUGUGGAUUACAGGCUGCACCUACCAACCCCAAAUCCUCACCGUAGCUGCUACAUCUCUUCUGUGGAUUAUGAUUUGCUCAUGGGGCUCGGCUAUCUUCGAAUUUGGGGUUCUUUACCCCAGCUUUACUGACCAUUAGGAAGGUCCAUAAACGUUUAAAGCAAGUAUCGUCCUCUAAGAGUCAAGUUUGAGUUCGUUUUUACAAACAUGGAGCCUCACCGGAGCCCAAGUUCCCAUUCUUCCCCGGUCCUAAUCCUGCUCUUAGCCCAAACCUGGUUCAUCCCUGCUGCCUCCCCGCAACGAGUCCCCACGGAUCCCCAGGCGGCCCCGGAGUACGCUCACUCCAUCCGGCUCGACGGCGACAUCAUCCUCGGCGGAUUAUUUCCCGUCCACUCGCGAGGCGACCGCGGCACGCCGUGUGGCGAGCUGAAGAAGGAGAAGGGCAUCCACCGCCUGGAGGCCAUGAUGUUCGCCAUCGACCUGAUCAACAAGGACCCCGAGCUGCUGCCCAACAUCACCCUGGGGGCCCGGAUCUUGGACACCUGCUCCAGGGACACGUACGCGCUGGAGCAGUCGCUGACGUUCGUGCAGGCCCUGAUCGAAAGGGACGGCUCYGACGUCCGCUGUGCCAACGGGGACCCUCCCAUCUUCACCAAGCCCGAUAAAAUCGUGGGCGUGAUCGGAGCCGCGUCGAGCUCCGUGUCCAUCAUGGUGGCCAACAUCCUGCGCCUCUUUAAGAUCCCCCAGAUCAGCUAUGCAUCUACAGCACCUGAGCUGAGUGACAACAGUCGCUACGACUUCUUCUCUCGCGUGGUGCCGCCGGACUCCUACCAGGCCCAGGCCAUGAUGGACAUAGUCACAGCGAUGGGAUGGAACUACGUGUCCACAUUGGCCUCAGAGGGAAACUAUGGCGAGAGCGGUGUGGAGGCCUUCAUCCAGAUUUCCAGAGAAACUGGUGGUGUGUGCAUUGCUCAGUCCCUAAAGAUCCCCAGGGAGCCCAGGCAGGGGGAGUUCGACAAGAUCAUCAGACGGCUGCUGGAGACCUCCAAUGCCAGGGCCAUCAUCAUGUUCGCCAACGAAGAUGACAUUCGACGUGUUCUUGACGCAGCUAAAAAAAACAACCAGACGGGCCAUUUCCUGUGGGUGGGAUCAGACAGCUGGGGCUCCAAGAUCUCGCCAGUGAUUGGCCAAGAGAGAGUGGCCGAGGGGGCCAUAACGAUUCUUCCCAAACGAGCUUCUGUGGACGCAUUUGACCGAUAUUUCCGUAGUCGCUCCCUGUCCAACAACAGGAGAAAUGUUUGGUUUGCUGAAUUCUGGGAGGAAAACUUCAACUGUAAGCUGGGGAUGCAUGGAAGACGACCUGGUAUUCUGAAAAAGUGCACAGGUUUAGAAAAAGUUGGUCGUGACUCCAGCUARGAACAGGAAGGGAAGGUUCAGUUUGUCAUGGAUGCCGUGUACGCGAUGGCGCACGCUCUGCACCGCAUGCACAGGGAGCUGUGCUACGGGUACCCAGGCCUCUGCCCUCGGAUGGCCAACAACAUCGAUGGCAAAGAGCUGCUUAGCCACAUCCGUGCUGUCAAAUUCAAUGGAAGUGCCAGUACACCCGUGAUGUUUAAUGAGAACGGAGAUGCUCCAGGCAGAUAUGACAUCUUCCAGUACCAGGUCACCAACAGAUCUACACCUGAGUACAAAGUCAUCGGCUCCUGGACCAACAAAUUACAUCUCAAAGUGGAGGCCAUGCGUUGGAGAACAGGUGACCCGUCCCUGCCAGCAUCUGUGUGCAGCAUGCCGUGCCGCACGGGCGAAAGGAAGAAAGUUGUGAAAGGUGUUCCAUGCUGCUGGCACUGUGAGCGCUGCGAGGGAUACCACUAUCAGGCUUCAGAGUUUACAUGUGAGCUGUGUCCUUAUGAGAUGCGACCCGAUGCCAACCGCACCGGCUGUGUUCCGAUUCCCAUCAUUAAGCUGGAGUGGCACUCCCCCUGGGCUGUCGUCCCCGUCUUUGUCUCCAUGCUGGGGAUCAUCGCCACCUCUUUCGUCAUCGUGACUUUUGUCCGGUACAACGACACGCCCAUCGUCCGAGCGUCUGGCAGGGAGAUGAGCUACGUGCUUUUGACGGGAAUCUUCCUGUGCUACGCCAUCACGUUCCUGAUGAUUGCAACGCCGGAUGUGGGCGUGUGCUCACUGAGGAGGAUUUUCUUAGGCUUGGGGAUGUGUUUCAGCUAUGCUGCYCUGCUCACGAAAACAAAUAGGAUACAUCGCAUCUUUGAGCAGGGCAAAAAGUCUGUAACAGCACCCAGGUUUAUCUCUCCAGCCUCCCAGCUCGUCAUCACUUUCUCCCUGAUCUCUGUUCAGCUGCUUGGCGUCUUCGUCUGGUUCACAGUGGACCCCCCACACACUGUAGUGGACUAUGGCGAGCAGCGGACCCAGGACCCCAAGGCAGCUCGAGGAGUCCUCAAGUGUGACAUCUCGGACCUGUCUCUCAUCUGCUCCCUGGGUUACUCCAUCUUGCUCAUGGUGACAUGCACGGUGUAUGCCAUCAAGACACGAGGUGUGCCUGAAACGUUCAACGAAGCCAAGCCCAUUGGAUUUACCAUGUACACCACCUGCAUCAUCUGGCUGGCAUUUAUCCCCAUCUUUUUUGGAACUUCGCAGUCUGCAGAAAGAAUGUAUAUCCAAACCACCACAUUGACAAUCUCUCUGAGUCUGUCGGCCUCUGUUUCUCUGGGAAUGCUCUACAUGCCUAAGGUGUACAUCAUUCUCUUCCACCCAGAGCAGAAUGUCCCCAAACGAAAACGCAGCUUCAAGGCAAUUGUGACAGCAGCCACCAUGUCAGGAAAGCUGACUCAGAAAGGAGACCGACCAAAUGGAGAAGUUAAGACUGAACUAUGUGAGAGCAUGGAGACCAACAGUGACUUCAUCAACUAAGACAACAUARGUCAGCUACAGUAAUCAUGCCAUCUGAAGGGACGACAGAGGACGGUGCCAUGGAGGCAAGGCCAAGUGAGAACAAGAAGUCAUUCACUGUUGAAGAACUCAUAAAUCGACAGAACGCCCAAUGGAAUCCAAGCAUGAGACAUUUUGUAUUGUUACCCAUCAAAUCACAGAGGUGGGACCACAUAAACAGCCAGUCAGUGUGCCUGCUUUGCUGCUACUCACAGCUCAUUGGUCCUGCCAUGAACUUAGCUGUUUAAAACAAAAGAAAAACAUGACAAUGAACAGAGAAACUCUUAAAAAAUUACUUGUGUAAACUAUAUAAAAAGGGCAAAGGUGGGGUUGGUAAAGAGAWUUUAUCAAAUUACAUUUAAAAAGAGAAAUCUAUGAGAAUCAAAUCUGUUUGUUGUUGUUCUCUACUUGUAAGUAUUUUUGUGGUCGUGAUGAUUUUUUCAUUCCUGUCUCACUGUUGUCUUAUGGAUCGCCCUUGCAUAAUGAGAUGAGUGUGUUUCCUCCUGCUGUCUUGGCGAACUGGGUUGUGAACCUGUAAAAUGCCAUGGUUGAAGCAUGCCAGUUUUUAUACAAAAAUGAGAUUUAUUUAUAAUAAAGGAAUGUUUUGCAAAUGGG